GUGUUGCGCGCCCGCACCGCGCGACGAUCGAACUCGACGAUCUCCGCCUCGAUUGAUCCGGUCGACCGCCGAUCCUCCGCCGGCGCGUCCCCUCGCGAUACGUCCGCGAUGAACGUCCGCUCUAUUGGAAAGUCGAAGAUAGUGCGCCGGUAACUCGCCCGACGAUGUUCGUCGUGUUCUAGACCGAUCGGCGCCGGGACCCAUGUGUACCGCUAGAUUAGUGUCCAAGGAGAUAACGUGAUGUGACAACGUUACAUAUUGCAGUGGCAGUGAAAUAGUUUUGUGAAAGUGCGUGCGCGCGAGCGAGCAGACGGGUGCGAGCCGCGCACUCCGUGACAAUGUUGAAUUGCACCGACCUGGAAUGCAUCCUGCACCAUCACCACUACUAUGCGCAUCUCCACCACAUCCACCACCUGCAGAAUGCGCAGGAUACAGCAAUGUCGGCCGACGGGUCGACGACAGACAUCCAUGGCUUACUUAACGAUACUGAAUCAGAUCUCACCGGCCUAUCACACGUUGAUGCCCCGAAUGAUGCGAAUUACAUGAUCGGUGGUGUGGUCAUCGCCAUGGCUCUAGUGGGCCUCAUCAUAGUGCUCCUAGCACUCACCAUCAAUAAGCUGCGCAAGCGCGAGGAGCACUCGGCUUCGGUGCACCCGGCCGAAGCCGUGCUCCAGGCCGCGCCGCAGCAGCCGCCCGAGCCUCUUGCCUUCCGCCAGCCGCUGUGGCAGUUCCCGCCGCCGCUGCCUCCGCCCUACGUCUAUCCUCAUGAUCAGGACAAUUUGAUGCAGCCGAUCGGCAACGAGCGGGCGAGUUUUCGAAGCCUGCGCAAGAACAUCGGCGGUCGUUGGAAACGACUCGUCAAGAAGAAGCCCGAACAGGAGGUGUACACGAUACCUCCCGAGCUGAAGCCCCAGCUCAAGCAAAUAUACGUUUACUAAUUGUAGCUGUAACGUCUGCAUAGAAGCAGGACUCUUCAUGCUAAAGACCUCAACCGAGCCCCCCGGCUCGUCAAUGUUCAUAUCUUCUCGAAUAUCAAAAUUUGUAGCAGCAUCUAUGCACGGGCUAGCGCCCAUCUUCAACAUAUCUUACAUAUCUUUUGACCAAUUCUUAUGACCAAUCUUUGAUCGGCACGUCGAUGUGAUGUAACGCCUAGACGUAUUAAUAAGUAUUAGGACAAUGUUUAUUUGUAUGAUUCGCGAGUGAUAGUCAAAUAAAAUAGUUUAAUAAUUAAUUUAAUUAUGAAUGAGCUUAGGAAGAUGCGGUCGCGCAUACUAGUGACGAAAAUCCAAUAAUUAUUAUAGAGAAAACCGUGAUGCCUUUGUAAUGUAAUGAAUAGUUAGGGCAUUUGUAGUUCAUUAACUUAUUGUAGACGUGGUCGCAGUUAGUGGGUGACGAUCAAACGGUUCUGUGUAUGUGUCGACUUCAGUUUUGUUUGAAUAUUGUUCUGAAGCAGUAUUUCAAUAUCAUUCUGUUCUGUUGUGAGUGAGACUGAAAAUAAGGUACAAUUAUGAGUAACGUGACUUAAUGUAAUGUAUCAAAAUAUGAAAUCGCAUUUCUUAACUAUCACGGUAACGUUGUAAUGAGCGAAUUGUUAGUUGCGUUACUUGCAUGCUUUGUUAGUAUAAUUUUCAGAUUUUCGCCCGGUCUGUGCCUACUGUGAUAUAAAUUAAUGGAUUAAAUGUAUGUAAUGAUGAGUGACGUUUUUGAAUUCGCCUUCACCUGGUAGAUUGACUUUGACGAGUAGGAUGGACCGCCGGCUGAGAAUUGAGCUAGCUCAUAUUGAGCCUGAUAUUCUAAAGAUAUAAGUUUUAGCCACUAGGUACAAUAAUUUGAAGCCAUUAUUAUUUCGUUAAUUAUUAACUGUUACAAAAUAUAAUUAAAUGUAUUUAACAGCGUGCAAAGUUUUGUUGAUAAAUGUAUUCUGUCACUGACGAAAAUAAAAUUCCAUCAAUAUGUUA
This is a messenger RNA of Aricia agestis (brown argus), 1958 nucleotides long. RefSeq lists its product as uncharacterized. NCBI's taxonomy places the organism in Eukaryota, Metazoa, Arthropoda, Insecta, Lepidoptera, Lycaenidae. The transcript has 6 exons. The record is from RefSeq and is a predicted model, not a curated record. Bases 339 to 938 code for a protein of 199 amino acids.